Messenger RNA from Paramuricea clavata, 393 nucleotides. The record is from the annotation of a GenBank genome assembly. NCBI's taxonomy places the organism in Eukaryota, Metazoa, Cnidaria, Anthozoa, Malacalcyonacea, Plexauridae.
AUGGCGUACGUGGGAUGGGUUGAAUUAAAGUUUCAAGUCCAAGAUUCUGCAAAUGGAGUUUCUGUCCCCUUUUUGGUAACCCAAGAAAACUUAGAACUACCUUUAGUAGGUUUUAAUGUUAUAGAACACAUGAUCAACUCGGGAACACUUCAGGAGAACGAUAUCCUAACCAGUUUUGUCGGGAUCAACACCCACAACGCAGUGACGUUGCUGGACUUGGUGAAAGAGAUAAAUCAUGGCGAACUAUGCCUUGUGAAAACUCCCAAAAAAGACCCUGUUAUUCCUCGAGGUAUUCCAAAAGUAGCAAAAAUACGUUGUAGACUAUCGCGAGCUCAAACAAAAAUCAGGGGUAGAUCGUCACCCAAUCCCGCGCAUUCAAGAGACUCUAGAUAA